AUGCCGCUGAAGCCGACCGCGAGCUUUACUGCCCGUACCUUCAAGCCAACUCUACAGGUCCGGUUCAGGGCGAGCGUUGUCAACGGCACUCCACGCUCCCCAUCCCCACGAGUCGUCCGAACCACCAAGCCAUCCUACGAGCCGGCGACGUUCACGAUCAAGGAUGGACCGAUCUUCCACGGCAAGAGCUUUGGCGCGAAGGCGAACAUCAGCGGUGAAGCUGUGUUCACGACCUCUCUUGUGGGAUACCCAGAGUCCAUGACCGACCCGUCGUACCGCGGACAGAUUCUGGUCUUCACGCAGCCAUUGAUCGGCAACUAUGGUGUUCCGUCGAUGGCGAGGGACGACUAUGGACUGCUGAAGUACUUUGAGAGCCCGAACAUUCAGGCCUGCGGUGUGGUGGUGGCAGACGUGGCUUUGCAGUACUCGCACUGGACGGCCGUGGAGAGUCUGUCGGACUGGUGUGCUCGUGAGGGCGUGCCUGCAAUUACUGGAGUGGACACUCGCGCCAUCGUUACCCACCUUCGAGAGCAGGGUUCUUCGCUCGGCAAGAUCACGGUCGGCGAGGAAUACGACGCAGACGAAGACGAAGCAUACGAAGACCCCGCCAGCAUCAAUCUCGUCAAGAAGGUAUCGACCAAGGCGCCCUUCCACGUUCCGUCACCCAAUGGAGACGCCCACAUCGCCCUCAUCGACUGCGGCGUCAAGGAGAACAUCAUCCGCAGCAUCGUCUCCCGCGGCGCCAGCGUCACCUGCCUCCCCUUCGACUACCCCAUCCACAAGUCCGCCCACCACUUCGACGGCGUCUUCAUCUCCAACGGCCCGGGCGACCCCACGCACUGCCGCGCCACCUCCGACAACCUCCGCAAGCUCAUGGACAGCAGCCAGAUCCCCAUCAUGGGCAUCUGCCUCGGCCACCAACUCGUCGCCAUCGCCGUCGGCGCUUCAACUACGAAGAUGAAGUACGGCAACCGCGCGCACAAUAUCCCCGCUCUCGAUUUAAGUACGGGGAAAUGCCACAUCACUUCGCAGAACCACGGGUACGCCGUCGACCCCGCCACGCUCCCGAACGAUUUCAAGGAGUACUUCACCAACCUCAACGACGGGAGCAAUGAAGGCCUGAUCCACAAGUCCCGCCCGAUCUUCUCUACGCAGUUCCAUCCCGAAGCCAAGGGCGGACCGCUGGACUCGAGUUAUCUGUUCGAUGGGUACUUGAAGAGUGUGAAGGCGUACAAGGAGACGCAGGAUACGUUGCGCGGCGGCGGGAGGGAUAAUAAACCCAGUGGGUUGUUGGUGGAUUUGCUUGCGAAGGAGAGGGUGGGGGUUGCGCCGGAUGGGGUCAGGGUGGUGAUGUGA
Molecule: messenger RNA, 1356 nt
Organism: Saxophila tyrrhenica
Lineage: Eukaryota; Fungi; Ascomycota; Dothideomycetes; Mycosphaerellales; Extremaceae
Gene: CPA1
Product: Multifunctional pyrimidine synthesis protein CAD
Exons: 1
Coding region: 1-1356 (451 amino acids)
Biological process (GO): 'de novo' pyrimidine nucleobase biosynthetic process; L-arginine biosynthetic process; L-glutamine metabolic process
Cellular component (GO): cytoplasm; carbamoyl-phosphate synthase complex
Molecular function (GO): carbamoyl-phosphate synthase (glutamine-hydrolyzing) activity
Source: RefSeq, a predicted model, not a curated record